Lasiodiplodia theobromae is the source of this 1035-nucleotide messenger RNA. RefSeq lists its product as uncharacterized. Lineage: Eukaryota; Fungi; Ascomycota; Dothideomycetes; Botryosphaeriales; Botryosphaeriaceae. The transcript has a single exon. The record is from RefSeq and is a predicted model, not a curated record. The coding region runs from base 1 to 1035 and encodes 344 amino acids.
AUGUCCUCCUCAUACGCGGUUCCAGACUGGCUGGGAAAGCAAUCUACGAUCGGAGGCUUGAGAAUGGACCUACCCCCACCUCCUGCCGAUGGCGACCUUGGCUUCCAGCUCCCUCCCGCACCCACCACGUCGGCAGCAGCUAUUGCGCUCAUCAACUCGCUCCGCACCGGCGGCCUCCCCUCCUCAACGCACUAUAACGACAAGCACAACGGUCUCCGCCAGAACUGCCUGGUACAAGCGGUGUUCAAGCUGCUUCUACAGUCCAUGGACGUCUGGGCCUCGGAUCAAGCCAACACGACCGCUACCUACGUAGUUGCCGGAAAAGAGAUGCGGCGUCAUCAGAUAUCUCCUUUGGGCAUCGGUUUCCUCAACGCGGCCACCAGGGAGAGAGCAUAUCAGAGCUGGGAACGAGGACUCCUUCCAGAAGUCGCCACGCUCCCGGAGACCGCCGAUGCCCUCAUUCACGAAAAGGCCGCUUCUGGGACUAUCAUCGAGUGCACGCUCAACCACAGGACCAAUUCCGGAAACUUAUAUCUCGUUUCUACGAAGAACCAUCCCUCUCUGGGCCAGUCGUUCGACGUGCGCAAAUUACAGCGCCUGGGCAGUGCUGGGAUCGACGAGGCUAGGAAGCUGGUUGAGGACAAGAAGAAGCGGGAGGAGCACGAGAACAGGGGCGGUAAGGAUCACGAGGUGGCCGUCUACAUCACUCCCGGAUCCGCUAAUGUUUACAUCUACGACCCUGCGUUCGAGAUGGAUGAGUGGCCGGUGCCGACACGGCUCCCCGAAGCGAUGAUGCUCAAUCGGGUGAAGCAGCUCCUCUGCCACCUCAAGGACAAAAACGACAAGGCCCUGAAGAAGGCGAAGAUCUUAAUCGGUGGAGGUGGCAACGAUGCUGACAAUUGCCGCGCCAUGGCAGUGGAGUGGAUUGUGGGCGUGGUAGCACAGCAGUGGAUGGGUCUAGAUGGCCCGGAGGUGGCAGAGGGGCCUCCGAUGUACUUUGGAGAUGGAUCCGACCAGCAGGAGCUGCGCUGGUAG